Messenger RNA from Cynocephalus volans (Philippine flying lemur), 3581 nucleotides. It is a transcript of the gene RPS6KA3, whose product is annotated as ribosomal protein S6 kinase A3. Lineage: Eukaryota; Metazoa; Chordata; Mammalia; Dermoptera; Cynocephalidae. The record is from RefSeq and is a predicted model, not a curated record. Gene Ontology annotation, molecular function: magnesium ion binding; ATP binding; protein serine/threonine kinase activity. Gene Ontology annotation, biological process: peptidyl-serine phosphorylation; intracellular signal transduction. The transcript is spliced from 23 exons. The coding region runs from base 12 to 2234 and encodes 740 amino acids.
GGGGGGGGAAGAUGCCGCUGGCGCAGCUGGCGGACCCGUGGCAGAAGAUGGCUGUGGAGAGCCCGUCCGACAGCGCUGAGAAUGGACAGCAAAUUAUGGAUGAACCUAUGGGAGAGGAGGAGAUUAAUCCACAAACUGAAGAAGGCAGUAUCAAAGAAAUUGCAAUCACACAUCAUGUAAAGGAAGGACAUGAAAAGGCAGAUCCUUCCCAGUUUGAACUUUUAAAAGUUUUAGGGCAGGGAUCAUUUGGAAAGGUUUUCUUAGUUAAAAAAAUCUCAGGCUCUGAUGCUAGACAGCUUUAUGCCAUGAAAGUAUUGAAGAAGGCCACACUGAAAGUUCGAGACCGUGUUCGGACAAAGAUGGAACGUGAUAUCUUGGUAGAAGUUAAUCAUCCUUUUAUUGUCAAGUUGCAUUAUGCUUUUCAAACUGAAGGGAAGUUGUAUCUUAUUUUGGAUUUUCUCAGGGGAGGAGAUUUGUUUACACGCUUAUCCAAAGAGGUGAUGUUCACAGAAGAAGAUGUCAAAUUCUACUUGGCUGAACUUGCACUUGCUUUAGACCAUCUACAUAGCCUGGGAAUAAUCUAUAGAGACUUAAAACCAGAAAACAUACUUCUUGAUGAAGAAGGUCACAUCAAGUUAACAGAUUUUGGCCUAAGUAAAGAGUCUAUUGACCAUGAAAAGAAGGCAUAUUCUUUUUGUGGAACUGUAGAAUAUAUGGCUCCAGAAGUAGUUAAUCGUCGAGGUCAUACUCAGAGUGCAGAUUGGUGGUCUUUUGGUGUGUUAAUGUUUGAAAUGCUCACUGGUACACUACCUUUCCAAGGAAAAGAUCGAAAAGAAACAAUGACUAUGAUUCUUAAAGCCAAACUUGGGAUGCCACAGUUUUUGAGUCCUGAAGCCCAGAGUCUUUUACGAAUGCUUUUCAAACGAAAUCCUGCAAACAGAUUAGGUGCAGGACCAGAUGGAGUUGAAGAAAUUAAAAGGCAUUCAUUUUUCUCAACAAUAGACUGGAAUAAACUGUAUAGAAGAGAAAUUCACCCACCUUUUAAACCUGCAACUGGCAGGCCUGAAGAUACAUUCUAUUUUGAUCCUGAGUUUACUGCAAAAACUCCCAAAGAUUCACCUGGCAUUCCACCUAGUGCAAAUGCACAUCAGCUUUUUCGGGGGUUUAGUUUUGUUGCUAUUACCUCAGAUGAUGAAAGCCAAGCUAUGCAGACAGUUGGUGUACAUUCAAUUGUUCAGCAGUUGCACAGGAACAGUAUUCAGUUUACUGAUGGAUAUGAAGUAAAAGAAGAUAUUGGAGUUGGCUCCUACUCUAUUUGCAAAAGAUGUAUACAUAAAGCCACAAACAUGGAGUUUGCAGUGAAGAUUAUUGACAAAAGCAAGAGAGACCCAACAGAAGAAAUUGAAAUUCUUCUUCGUUAUGGGCAGCAUCCAAACAUUAUUACUCUAAAGGAUGUAUAUGAUGAUGGAAAAUAUGUGUAUGUGGUAACAGAACUUAUGAAAGGGGGUGAAUUGCUGGAUAAAAUUCUUAGACAGAAAUUUUUUUCUGAACGAGAGGCCAGUGCUGUCCUGUUUACUAUAACCAAAACUGUUGAGUAUCUUCAUGCACAAGGGGUGGUUCACAGAGACUUGAAACCUAGCAACAUUCUUUAUGUGGAUGAAUCUGGUAAUCCGGAAUCUAUUCGGAUUUGCGAUUUUGGCUUUGCAAAACAGCUGAGAGCAGAAAAUGGUCUACUCAUGACUCCUUGUUAUACUGCAAAUUUUGUUGCCCCAGAGGUUUUAAAACGACAAGGCUAUGAUGCUGCUUGUGAUAUAUGGAGUCUUGGUGUCCUCCUCUAUACAAUGCUUACUGGUUAUACUCCAUUUGCAAAUGGUCCUGAUGAUACGCCAGAGGAAAUAUUGGCACGAAUAGGGAGCGGAAAAUUCUCACUCAGUGGUGGUUACUGGAAUUCUGUUUCAGACACGGCAAAGGACCUUGUGUCAAAGAUGCUUCAUGUAGACCCGCAUCAGAGACUGACUGCUGCUCUUGUGCUCAGACAUCCUUGGAUCGUCCACUGGGACCAACUGCCCCAAUACCAACUAAACAGACAGGAUGCGCCACAUCUAGUAAAGGGUGCCAUGGCAGCUACAUAUUCUGCUUUAAACCGUAAUCAGUCACCAGUUUUGGAACCAGUAGGCCGCUCUACUCUUGCUCAGCGGAGAGGUUGCUUACAUGUUGCUAGUCUCCCCAAGUGACCAUUGGUGGAGACCAAUUAAUGAAGGAAUGAAAUUCACUUUCUUGGGACUGUGGUAUUCUACAGAGCCACACUUAACCACUUUUUCCAGUGAAGAAUCUACAGAAUGAUAAUACCCAAAUAUGGAUGACCAAGAAGAAUUUGUAUCUACAGUGUGCUUUUUGUAUUUUUGACACUGCUGUAUUCUGUGUGGUUGAGUGACUUGUAACUGGUUCUAAUGUGACUGGGUGUUCUCAAAGAAUUCUAGUAACUAAGUCAACUUAAUUUUCUUAAGCCUGGUAUUAUAUCAGUCUCACAUUUACCACUUUGAUUCCAGUCUUUUAACUGUUCAUAACAGGGCAUACCGAGGGUUGGAAUGCGAGCCUACUUCCUACCUCUUAAGGCACUUUCCUCAUUAUUUUGCCAUUAAACCUUGAACUGCAUGAUAAGCUGUUUAAAUGUCCCUUACUUCUCCCAGAGCAACUAGCAAAGUAUAUGAUAUUUUGAAUACAGACUUAGCGGAAAGGAAAAUUUAGAGAUUUAAGUUCAGAGGUGCAAACCUCAAGAAAACCUCUUUAGAGCAUACCAUAUGAGUACAGUGUAUGUAAACGUACAUGAGAUGAGAGUCGCUAUAAUAGUCCUCUCUAAGUAGAUUAGUUCAAUAUCUAAUGGAAGUGAACAUCUUUACUCCUAUUAUCACUGUAGUACUAAGUGAACUAUAUACUGAGUUUUUCAAAGAAGUAUUUAAUACAAAGCAAGGGCAUAAGGAUAAAGAUUUUGGGUUGUGUUUCUAUUAAGUGUAGUUUACCAUCUAAAGCUUUGUUUUUUAAUUAAAAAAAAAAAAAAGCUUCAUGGUAUUCCCAUUCCUUAGCAUCCUUAAUGAUUAUGGAUGAUGAGUUUUUAACUUUUAAAAUUGUAUACAUGUAUUAGUUUAUCUUAACUCUUGCCCUAAACAAAAGGGAAAGCAUACACCUAAGGGAUGUAAUUAUUUUGCAUUUUUGGCCAUGGGUGGGAGUGGGGUGGCUAGCUACUUAAACGGUUUUUAAAAAAAAGAAAUCACAAAUAUUUUUUUACUAUUGUAUAUGAUCUUACUUUAUACUAGUUUCUCUCUAGUGAGGCAUGCCAGAAGCCCAAGGUACCAUAUCAUGAGUUCUUAUGUAUUGUACCUUUUAUUGAUGGUUAAAUUACAUCAGAUGCUUGGCACUGCUGCCAUAAUUAUGAAAUGCUUGUAAAGAUCAAAUAUCACUGAAUACUUUAAAUUGUUUUACUUAAGAGUCUAAUGUGGGAAGUUUUAAAUUCAUACUAUUAAUGUGUAAUCAAAGUUCUUUCAGAUGUAUCCAUUAAUAAUCCUGGAACAAUAUUGCUUGUA